This is a messenger RNA of Candidula unifasciata, 435 nucleotides long. Lineage: Eukaryota; Metazoa; Mollusca; Gastropoda; Stylommatophora; Geomitridae. The record is from the annotation of a GenBank genome assembly.
AUAACAGUGAGAACACUAUACUGUCUGUGACAAACAACAGUGAGAACACCAUACUGUCGGUGACAGAUAACAGUGAGAACACCAUACUGUCUGUGACAGAUACCAGUGAGAACACCAUAUUGACUGUGUCAGAUACCAGAGAGAACACCAUGCUCUUUGUGACAGAUACUAAUUGGAACACCAUACUGUCUGUGACAGAUACCAGUGAGAACACCAUACUGUCUGUGACAGAUACCAGUGAGAACACUAUACUGUCUGUGACAGAUAACAGUGAGAAAACCAUACUGUCUGUGACAGAUAACACUGAGAACACCAUAAUGUCUGUGACAGAUACCAGUGAGAGCACGAUUCUGUCUGUGACAGAUAUCAGUGAGAACACCAUACUGUCUGUGACAGAUAACAGUGAGAAAACCAUACUGUCUGUGACAGAUACCA